AUGGAAGAGUCCGCGCCAAAACGGCGGAGAACGUCGCCACGACUUAGCGAUCAGCGCAAUGAUAACGAAUCGACGACUCCCCCGGAUCCUCCCCCACCACGAAGCUUGAUUCCCGUACCAAGGCGACCAUCCUUCGCGUCGCCCACCAGAUCUAGCCUUGCGCGUACAAACCCCGAUAUCCUUCGCAGAAGGAGUCUCAGUCCCUCGAAACCUGCCGGUGACAUUGCGACGCGAUCUACCCAAGAUGGGGCCGGUGAGGGGUCUUCAAGUCAGAUCGUGAGCCAGGAGCAGGCUGGGCGCUCGUUGGAGAGAAGACCCUCACGACCAAGGACGAGCUUGUUUGAGCAAACUUCAACUGAAUCUCCGCUUGGCUCUCCUGCUAGACGAUUGCCAAGUUCUUCAAGGCUCAGCGGAGCACUGGCGUCUAGACCGCGCCGGUCAUCUGGGAAGCCCAUUCCCAGACCCUUGCCUGAACCUGGGCCAGAGGAAGAAGAGAUAAAUCCCUUUGCUCGUCGCGGUCUCCGUCGCUCACCUCCAGCCGGCGUCAUUCCUCAAAGACCUUCCGAGCCUGAACCUGAACCCGAAGCGGAACCCGAACUGCCCCCAACACCGACACAGAGGGGUCAAGCUGACCCAGUUGUCACAACACCACCCUUGGGUAUCCAUGAUACUCCUUCAAAACGAAAGCGGCGCACCGCGUCGCCAUCCAAGAGCUCACCGCUAAAACAACCUCCUUUGCGACCGCCAGAGUUCUCCCAGAAGGCUAAAGACCCUUCGAAGAAAGCCAGGCCUCCCGUUACGCGAGAUCAGAGCCCUAGUAAGACGACCAGAAAAACGAGGCCACAAAAGGGUCCUGCGGGAACUCACGAGGCUCGACAAAUACCUGCACCAGAUCCCAAUGCUGGACUAAAGGAGACGAGAGACGCGCUGCAAGCAGAGAUUGCCAAGCUGGAGGCCGACUUACAGCUUGCUACCGAGGAAAACGAGCGCAUUCGGCGUGUGCAGUCUCUUAGAUCUGGAGUCGACGAGUCUACGAUACCCGCCUCACGUCGCCAGCAGCUCCUUGACCUGCUACAUCGCCAUCUUGUGCCUCCUGAGAAGGAGAACAAGCAGGAUGCAUCUCAGGAAUGGUUCGACCUAGCUAUGAACCCUACUUCCUGGCUGUCAUUCGCGUCUCUUGGACAGACCCAACCUUUCACAUCAAAACAGCAAGAAGAGGAGCUUCCAGCCCCGGUCUCGCAUCACCCGAUAAAGAUGACAGCUAUCGAGGAGCUUCCAUAUCUGCAAGCUUUUACCCCUUUUGAAUUCUCGGGAAAUACAAACAUACUCCCACGCGAGAAUGAAGAGGACCCCCUGUUGCGGAAACACAACAUCGUUAUCAGAUCAGCUCAUCCUGCAGGACUAUUCAUGGCUAAGAUCGAGAUGACUGUUGACACUGAAAAACUCCAAAUUAGAGAUCUCAGCGUGCCCCGCCUGGACCCCGCAGCAGUUGCUGAACUCGGGCCAUUCAUUGAGAAACUGACCAAAAGCGGUUCCAACAUCCACAUGAAGCGAAAUGUAAGCAUCGUGACCUGGGCUAUGGCUGAAUGGUACCGCACUGCCGUCGAGCGCGCAAAAGUCUGGCACGUGCUGGAAAUUGAGCUUGCAGACAAGGAGAAGCUGGCAGAGAGCGUCGCUAAGAUCCGGACGCGGCGAAAGAAGCGCAGGAGAAAGGAUGAUGCGGAUUCAGAGAACCCUGACACAGACGGUGUACCGGGAGAGAAGGACCACGCAGAAACCCUCACUCGCUCGGCAUUACUCCCUCAUCUUGGAAGGACGACAUACGAGAUCCCAAUUCCAGAUGCCGUGGACGAGGAAACGUCGUGUUUGAGGAUACAGUGGAGAAUAGAUUUCGACUGGACAGGCGAGGCGCAGAGCAAAGUUGGCUUGAUGAUUGGAGUACCCGGUAGAUGGCGUCAAGGCGAUGAGCGCGGGUCAUUGGCAGCAGCAGCCAAAGUGUUUGAAAAGCUCGUCCAAGGUAGCGAAGGGCCAAUGACGGCUGUACGGACUGUUGUCGCAUUGCUGGCUGGAGAUAUGUCAUCUUGA
This is a messenger RNA of Colletotrichum truncatum, 2085 nucleotides long. RefSeq lists its product as uncharacterized. Lineage: Eukaryota; Fungi; Ascomycota; Sordariomycetes; Glomerellales; Glomerellaceae. The record is from RefSeq and is a predicted model, not a curated record.